Messenger RNA from Crotalus tigris (Tiger rattlesnake), 5545 nucleotides. RefSeq names its product S-phase cyclin A associated protein in the ER (gene SCAPER). The record is from RefSeq and is a predicted model, not a curated record. Gene Ontology annotation, molecular function: nucleic acid binding; zinc ion binding. The transcript has 33 exons. The coding region runs from base 224 to 4456 and encodes 1410 amino acids. NCBI's taxonomy places the organism in Eukaryota, Metazoa, Chordata, Lepidosauria, Squamata, Viperidae.
AUACUCAGUCGCGUAAGCUUUUUCCCAGCCGGGCCACCGCCUCCUCCGAGAGGUUUUUUUUUUCGUCGCGGUACCGGCUACCGGCGGCGCGAGAUGACGUCACAGCGGCGGGACGCACGCAGGCGGAACGGCGCUGCGCGGCGGCGAGUUGGCUGCACAGUUUAUCAGGACUAAAAAGUCCCAAUAACGGACAUAACUUUACCCGUCAUGCUAUGACGACUUCAUGGGUUCAGCCAAAAAUGUGAUCAGUGAAUCUGUUGAUGCAGAGGACAAAUACAAUUUGAUGGCUUCUUUCCAACGCUCUAACAGUCACGACAAAGUCAGGAAAAUUGUAGCCGAAGAGGGCCGCACUGCAAGGAACUUGAUUGCUUGGAGCGUGCCGCUGGAGAACGAGGAGGAUGGAAAACCGAAGUGGCAGGUGGGGGCAAAAUCAAAGAGGAUAAACCAAGGAACGCACAAAAUUAGCAAACAGGGCACAGCCUCAGAUUGCAAAAUCACACCAGCCUCGGGGGAGAAGAGCUUCUAUAAAAGCCCCACCAAGACACGGCAGCCACGGAAAGUGGACCUCCGAGCAAGAUACUGGGCGUUCCUUUUUGACAAUCUAAGGCGUGCGGUGGACGAAAUCUACGUCACUUGUGAAUCGGAUCAGAGUGUGGUAGAAUGCAAAGAGGUGUUGAUGAUGUUAGACAACUAUGUGCGGGAUUUCAAGGCCUUGAUAGACUGGAUUCAGUUGCAGGAGAAGUUGGAGAAGGCCGAUGCUCAAAGCAGGCCAACUUCGCUAGCGUGGGAAGUCAAGAAGAUGUCCCCAGGGCGUCAUGUUAUUCCCAGCCCAUCGACCGACAGAAUCAGCGUGACAUCCAAUGCCCGAAGAACUCUCAAUUUUGGAGGACCUCCUGCGGCCGUGACCUCCAACCGUCUGAGUCCUUCUGGGGUCAGCUGGGCAGACAAAGUCAAAGCAAGCCACCCAGGAACAGCUCCCUGUUCGAAGGAGGCAGCAGCCCAGGUCCAGGGCCCCCCUGCAGCGCAGAAGCCGUCCCGCAGAACUGAGAGGAGGGACGCCGAAGGCUGGGAGACCGUCCAGCGUGGGAGGCCGGUUCGGUCCAAAUCUUCUGCUUUAGUCCCCAAAACCAAGUCGUCCGCGGAAUUAUCCCAGGCGAAGGAUGACAGUGACAAAGAAAACGUAAUUCUUCAUCCGCUGGCCAACAAACAAAAGGCUUCCUUGACCGAGGACGGCACGUCGCAAAAUGCAGAUCCCCUCUUGAAGGACCCUUGCCCUCAGUGUGAGCAUCCCCUUGCUGAGAGGACUCAGUUCACAGGCCGGGUGUCUGAAGACCUCAAGGUCUCCGAAAAGAUCACGGGACCUUCGCAACCCUCUUUCGAGCUGCCGCUUGUGUGCAUAGACGUCGAAUGCAGCGCCGAGAGUCCACAGCGGGACGGCCGUGGAACCUCCAUCGCUCCAAAAAGCGAAGAAGCAGAAAAUGUCAAGAGUGAAAGCGAAAUGGAUCCUGCAGAUAUUUCAAACUCCAUGGCCGAGGUGCUCGCCAAAAAAGAGGAGCUGGCGGAUCGCUUGGAGAAAGCCAACGAGGAGGCCAUUGCGAGCGCGAUCGCCGAGGAGGAGCAGCUGACGAGGGAGAUCGAGGCGGAGGAGAACACCGACAUCAACCUGGAAACGGACAACGACAGCGACUUCUCUGCCAGCCUGGGCAGCAUAUCCUUCUGCGGCAUUUCCAUGGAUUGGAAUGACGUCCUGGCGGAUUACGAAGCUCGUGAAUCGUGGCGCCAAAAUAAUUCCUGGGGCGACAUCGUGGAAGAAGAACCAGCUCGCCCACCGGGCCACGGAAUCCACAUGCACGAGAAACUGUCUUCUCCCUCCCGCAAGAGGACAAUUGCAGAAUCGAAGAAGAAGCACGAAGAGAAGCAGAAGAAGGCUCAGCAGCUGAGAGAGAAGCUCCGCGAGGAGAAAACUCUAAAGCUUCAGAAAUUAAUGGAAAGGGAAAAAGAUGUGAAAAAAUGGAAAGAAGAAUUGUUGGAUCAGAGACGAAGGAUGAUGGAGGAAAAAUUGCUCCACGCAGAGUUUAAACGUGAAGUGCAGUUGCAAGCGAUUGUCAAAAAAGCCCAAGAGGAAGAAGCUAAGGUGAAUGAAAUUGCGUUCAUAAACACCUUGGAAGCCCAGAAUAAGCGCCACGAUGUUUUGUCCAAGCUGAAAGAAUACGAGCAAAGACUGAAUGAAUUGCAGGAAGAGCGCCAACGAAGGCAGGAAGAGAAGCAAGCCCGCGAUGAAGCUGUCCAGGAACGGAAGAGAGCUCUGGAAGCGGAGCGUCAGGCACGGGUGGAAGAGUUGCUAACGAAGAGGAAAGAACAAGAAGCUCGGAUUGAGCAGCAGAGGCAGGAGAAGGAGAAAGCCCGGGAAGAUGCCGCUCGGGAACGGGCCAGAGAUCGGGAAGAGAGAUUAGCUGCUCUCACUGCAGCCCAGCAAGAAGCCAUGGAGGAGCUCCAGAAGAAGAUCCAGUUGAAGCACGAUGAGAGCAUCCGGAGGCACAUGGAGCAGAUAGAACAGAGGAAAGAAAAAGCCGCCGAAUUGAGCAGUGGGAGACAUGCCAACACAGACUAUGCGCCCAAACUCACACCCUACGAGCGCAAGAAACAGUGUUCACUCUGUAAUGUUUUGAUUUCCUCGGAGGUGUAUCUCUUUAGCCACAUUAAGGGGAAAAAGCAUCAACACGCCGUGAGGGAGAACAGCAGCAUCCAAGGCCGAGAACUUUCCGAUGAAGAAGUGGAACACCUGUCCUUAAAGAAGUACAUCGUGGAUAUUGUGGUAGAAAGCGCGGCUCCCGCCGAGCCUGUAAAAGACGGGGAAGACAGGCAGAGGACGAAAAAGAAAGCCAAGAAGCUGAAGGCACGGAUGAACUCAAGGGCAAAGGAGUACGAAAACGGAAUGGAAUCAAAAAAUGCCUCUUAUGAGUCUCCGUACAAAGCAAAGCUACAACGACUGGUGAAAGAUUUGCAGAAGCAGCUUCAGAUUCAAGAUGGUACCAAAAUCUCCGCUCUGGAUAGGAUUUUGGGAGAGAUUUCUCGGAUCCUGGAAAAAGAGAAUGUGGCAGAUCAGGUCGCCUUCCAUGUGGCUGGUGGGUUUUCCGCUCUGGAGCAAGUCCUUCAAGUUGCAACAACGUCCAUCAACCUGAAUUCCAUUUCAAGAAUCCCUUUGAAAUCGCUCUGUAAUACCAUCAGCGCCUAUUAUCUGGCCUGCAAUAACUGUGUGGAAAACUGCACUUAUGUUCUCUUCAGCAACAAGAUUAUUUUUUUAACGGAUCUGUUGAUGCACCAAUUAAUGGUAUACAUCCCAGAUGAUCACAAUGCAACCUCAGGGAGAGCAAUUAACAAGCAAGUCUUUGAAGGUCUAAUAACGGGAGUGCUCAGGAUCCUGGCUGUGGUGUUUGGCUCUCUGAUGUCCGACGUACCUAACACUAAUAACCAAAUUUGUGCGCCAAAAUUGAUUCAAGAAAUGAAAAACAAGACCUCCCAAGCUGAAGUUUUUAACAACAGGAUACAAGACCUUAUCAGCUACAUGGUGAACAUUGGAUUAAUAGAUAAGCUGAGUUGCUGCUUCCUCUCCAUCCAAGGCCCAAUUGACGAAACACCCAAAACGGCGGCUUUGUUGCAGAACUCCACCGCGGUCUUGCACGGGAUGUGUCAACUGUGUUUCACUGUCAACGGCAGGUCCAGAAGCAUCUUUGCCGAGACCCACCCGGAUCCCACCGGGCUGACGGCGGCUUUCAAGGCUACGGAUCUGGUGGGCGUUUUGCACAUGCUCUACUGCGUUCUCUUCCACGGCACCUUCGUGGAGCUGAAUGCGGCCAAUCCCAAAGACAGCUUCACAGCCAACACCCUGCAAGUCGCUCUCCAGAGUUUGCGCUUCUUCAACAGCUUUGCUCUGCUGGAUCUGUCCGCUUUCCAGUCUGUGGUUGGCGCUGAAGGUCUCUCCCUGGCAUUUCGGCACAUCAUCAGCUCCCUGCUCUGGCACUGUUCCCACCACACCUGCGAAGUGCUGCUUCACGAAGUCAUUGUCUGUGUGGGCUACUUCACUGUCAACCAUCCAGACAACCAGAUGAUUGUGCAAUCCGGCCGCCAUCCCACCGUGCUGCAGAAGCUGUGUCAGUUGCCUUUCCAGUAUUUCAGCGACCCUCGACUGAUCAAAAUCCUCUUUCCGACACUAAUUGCCGCUUGUUACAAUAACCCACAAAACAAGAUCAUCCUGGAGCAAGAAAUGAGUUGUGUGUUGUUGGCCACCUUCAUUCAGGAUUCUACACAAGGAUCGGGCCAAACAGACAACCAGCCUUCGCAACAAAGGGAAACAUUCUUCAGUUCUCAAGAUUACUUGGAGCUGUUAAACAGGUUCCCUCGGCAGACCUGGGAAGACGCCCGACAGUUUUUCUUGAAGAAAGAGAAAAAAGGAUAAUUUAUUUAAUUGUUUUGUUUUGUUUUUCCAAGACGGUUUUUUUCCCCCUUGUUGAGCAAUGUUGGUUGUCUUGAAGAUGACUGUUGGAAAGAUUUCUUCGAUCUUGGCAACGCCUAUAUUGUAGAUAAAUAUACAUAGAGAGAGGUAUAUAUAUAUAUAUAUUAAAAAACGUAUCAUUUGCACUACUUCGGUCGGAAGACUUGUACAUAUUUUGAAAUCCUGUUUCAUGGUUUUGGAAAAACAAAUAAUCCUUUUAUUAUGAGUAUAUAUCUUUCUGCAAUCUGCCAUCUCCAGUUGGCAUUAUAACUCCCAGCGUUUUCUCACUAAUGUGGGUGUUGUAGUUUGACAUAACCAGCUGAACGAUAGAUUGAAGAAAGCCCUGCUGUCCCGCAGGAGGUCAGAAAAGUCAAAAUGGCAAUCAUGGCCACAUGAUUUUAUAUCUGUGUCUGUGGGCCCCAUCUUGGCUUUUUUGACCACAUCCUGCAGACCCCCUUGUCACUCACCCUUGUGUCCUGUUUUUCUACACAGUAGAAUAUUUGGCAUUUUGUAAUGCUGCUAAAACUAUCCUCUAAAUCAGUGGGGGGUUUUUUUUUUCAAACUUGGCAACUUUAAGAAGUGAGGACUUCAACUCACGGCUGGCUGAGGAAUUCUGGGAGUUGAAGUCCGUACCUCUUAAAGUUGCCAAGUUUGAAAAAAAAAACAAAAACACUGUUCUAAAUAGAAACCAACCAAUGAAUGUUUUCUACGUUUGUUCUUUUCAUUUCAGUAAUAUUUUCCCGGUCUCCUGUUAAGACUUUUUCCUAAAGCAAUUUAUGUUGUUUGGUUGUCUGGCAGAGGGGUUUUUUUGGACAACUGUUGUCCGAGCUUCCAAUGUUUUCGGUUUUUUAGGAAGCACAACGUUCUCGAUGUAGAUAAUAAGCUACAGGAAUUUCAACCCCAGGUGAGAAUAUUAUUUGGGGCACCGGUUCCGGUUUACUUUAAAUUUUGUGGGCAUGUUGCAAACGUCGGGCAUUUUGAUAAUGGCCAUUUUCCUUCUCUGUAAGUGGUGAUUUUCACUAAGUUCAUUAAAAGAAAUAUUGGAACACGUGA